AUGCUGCUGCUGCGGCGGGCGGUGGCGCGGGCCGGGGUCACGCUGCUGCGGGCGGGUCUCGGUUCUCCAGGCAGAACGUGUGUGAGCCACAGCGAGCCGCGGGCCCGGGAUGGACACGGCGAGGAGGAGGAGGAGGAGGAGGAGGAGGAGGAGGAAGGGUGCUACCAGCUGUACCCCGGGCACAUCCCCACCAGCCCGCUGCAGAAGGCGCUGCUGGCCGCCGGCUCGGCGGUUAUGGCUCUGUAUGACCCCUACAGACACGACAUGGUUGCAGUCCUCGGGGAGACCACAGGCUGCCUUGCCCUACCCAACCUGCGAGACAAGAUGAAACACCACCCUGAAGGUUACCGCAUCCUCCAGGAACGGCCUCGCAUCCGUCUCUCCACCUUGGACAUGACCAGGCUGCGGGGGCUGCCGGACGGCACGCUGGGCCGAGAGUAUGUCCGGUUCUUGGAGGACAAUAAGGUUUCUCCAGACACCCGGAUGCCACCCAAAUUUGUUGAUGAUGAAGAGCUGGCGUACGUGAUCCAGCGGUACCGAGAAGUCCAUGACAUGAUGCACACCCUCCUCGGCAUGCCAACCAACAUGCUAGGUGAGGUCGUGGUGAAGUGGUUUGAAGCCGUCCAGACAGGGCUGCCCAUGUGUGUCCUGGGAGCAGCGUUCGGCCCCAUCCAUCUCAGUGCACGAAAGCUGCAGGUCCUGGCCACUGAGCUGGUUCCCUGGGCAAUUCGGAGCGGGCUCAACGCCAGCUGUAUCCUGAACGUCUACUAUGAGCAGCGCUGGGAGCAGUCGGUGGAAUCCCUGCGGGAGGAGAUUGGCAUCUUCCCCCCCCCAGCCAUUCGAGUGUGAGAGCUCAAGUACGGGGAGGGGACAGGGGCUCCCUGCUGGCAGACAGCAGCCGUCCUCUGCCACACUCCAUCUCCUCCUGCCCGGCAGUGCCGUGUGGCUCUACCACCAGCCGCCACGGACCCGAGGGCUGAGUUUUCUCCUGCCAAGAGCUGGCACCCUCCUGUUGGUAGAGGCCAAGUGGCACCUCCCUGUGCUGUGACAAAACUUGACCCUUUUUGCUGUUUGUGAUUCAGUGGAGGAUGGCAAAGCCCACCAAGCCUUUGCCAGCUGGGUCUGGCUGCUCGGGUCCCCACGGCAGCAGCACUCCAGUACUGAUGCUCUGAAAUGCCGGGAUGGGGAGGGAGCAGAGCUGGUUAACAACACACUGCCACAAACUGCCACGUUGGCCUUCUGCAGCUCGAGGGCUGUGUAGGCAAAUUCCUCCUCCCACCCUCCCUGGCAAGAUCAAAACUUAAAGUCUUGGUGCUGCCCUGGGCUGGAGCUAAACAAGUGAUUUACAGAGCAGCCCAGGGGCAGGUUUGGUGUGUGCAACAGUGAAAUCCCAGCUUGUACUGGUGCCUGACUGGUCUCCUGAUGAGCCACGUGGGAUGUGUCUCACGCCUUGGAGACCAGCCAGUGCACAAUUGCACGCUGAUGGAGCAGGCAGGGAAAUACCUUUGGAUAUUAUCCGAGCUGGAUUGGCUGUUUGAGAGCUGAUCCCAGGCUGCCGUAUCUCCCUGUAGUCCCUCCCCAUCAAAACUGCUGACAUCUGUGUGAUUGCGCUGGGUUUUCGGUAGGAAUCCUCCCCUCUUUGGGCAACAAAAUGACACGAUCAGGAAUAAGGAGCUGAAUCCUGGGAGCACAGAAAUGGCGUCUGCUUGUGCUGUGUCUGAGAGCUGAUUGCUGAGUUAAUUAAACAGGGCUCCAGACUGCCAGCAGCUGGAGAGCAGAGCCGUGGGAUGCAAGGGCAGAGAGGCACCAGGCCGGGAACUCUUUGUACGUGUGGGUUUGCUGUUGAAAUUCCUCCUUGCUUAAUAAAAUCCACAGUGGA
Molecule: messenger RNA, 1879 nt
Organism: Columba livia (rock pigeon)
Lineage: Eukaryota; Metazoa; Chordata; Aves; Columbiformes; Columbidae
Gene: COQ4
Product: coenzyme Q4
Exons: 7
Coding region: 1-849 (282 amino acids)
Biological process (GO): ubiquinone biosynthetic process
Cellular component (GO): mitochondrion; mitochondrial inner membrane
Source: RefSeq, a predicted model, not a curated record